CAGCCCCUCUGUGGAACUUCUAAACAUCUUUUAUUUGCAGAAGUAUUUUCUACAAAAUGAUGGCAGCAUCUUGAUUUAAAUUGAGUGUUUGUGUGGUUCUGGUUCACUUGCUCUGAUUCAGAAAGCUCGAGGUUUUAGGAGCCCAGGGUCUUUUUGCGAUGACAAUAUGACUAAUAACAAAGGAAGAGCUAUUACUGGUAAAGCAAGCGGUAGUUCAAGUAGUGUAGGAGGCUUUGUCGACUGGACUUUAAGCUUGAAUACAGUUCAAUCAGAUAAGUUUUUAAACUUGCUAUUGAGUAUGGUUCCAGUAAUUUACCAGAAAAACCAGGAAGACAGGCACAAGAAAGCGAACAGCAUUUGGCAAGAUGGGUUAGCAUCUCCAGCACCAACAUUUAGUAAUAGAGCUGAUCAGCACGUGGAGUACCACAGUUUCUCAGAUCAGCCCUUCCAUGGCAAUAACAGUCACUCACCAGCAGGGGGCAGCCCCAAGUAUGAUGAUUACGCCAACUAUAAUUACUGCGAUGGAAGGGAGACUUCAGAAACAACUGCCAUGUUGCAGAAUGAAGACUUGUCCAGUGACGGGGAUGAUGAUGUCAUUGUGGAAACAAAUCAGAAAUUACCAAAGGAAUCCAGCGGAGUGAUGGCGUUGCAAAUACUUGUGCCGUUUUUGCUAGCUGGUUUUGGAACAGUUUCAGCUGGCAUGGUUUUGGAUGUAGUACAGCAUUGGGAGGUGUUCAAAAAAGUAACAGAAGUUUUCAUUUUAGUUCCUGCACUUCUUGGUCUCAAAGGGAACUUGGAAAUGACAUUGGCAUCCAGAUUGUCCACUGCAGUAAGUUUUUUUCCAGCUCAAAGUCUGCGUUACCUGUUGUGUUUCUUUCUACUCAGGAGACUGACCCAAGAAUGUCUUUCCCCAAAGGAGUUUAUGAUCGGAGGCUAUACCAAGCUGGCUGGUAAUCAGGCCAAGAUCCUAAAAGUAGCUGCUUCCCCAGCGGCAGGGGUGCUGUGGUUACAUACAGAGGGGAAGGAGCGCCUGGAGAAGGGUGAGGAGCUGGGUGCUGUUCAAGCAACAGUAGUUGGUUUUCUAGCAGCUGUAGCAGCAAUUAUAUUGGGCUGGAUUCCAGAGGGAAAAUACUACCUUGAUCAUUCCAUACUUCUGUGCUCAAGCAGUGUAGCAACUGCCUUCAUCGCGUCUCUUCUGCAGGGAAUUAUAAUGGUUGGGGUUAUCGUCGGCUCGAAGAAGACAGGUAUAAAUCCUGAUAACGUUGCUACACCCAUUGCUGCUAGUUUCGGCGACCUUAUAACUCUUGCCAUAUUAGCGUGGAUAAGUCAGGGUUUGUACUCCUGCCUCGAGACCUACUACUAUAUUUCUCCACUGGUUGGUGUCUUUUUCUUGGCUCUGACUCCUAUCUGGAUUAUCAUAGCCGCCAAACACCCGGCCACAAGGACAGUUCUCCACUCGGGCUGGGAGCCGGUCAUAACAGCGAUGGUUAUAAGUAGCAUUGGGGGCCUUAUUCUGGACACAACUGUAUCUGAUCCAAACUUGGUUGGGAUUGUUGUUUACACACCAGUCAUUAACGGCAUUGGCGGUAAUCUGGUGGCCAUUCAAGCCAGCAGGAUUUCUACCUACCUCCAUCUACACAGCAUUCCAGGAGAGCUCCCUGACGAGCCCAAAGGCUGCUACUACCCCUUCAGAACCUUUUUUGGCCCAGGAGUAAAUAAUAAGUCUGCUCAAGUUCUACUGCUUUUAGUGGUUCCUGGACAUUUAAUUUUCCUCUACACUAUUCAUCUGAUGAAAAGUGGGCACACAUCUUUAACUGUAAUCUUCAUAGUAGUAUACUUAUUUGCUGCUGUAUUACAGGUGUUCACCUUGCUGUGGAUCGCCGACUGGAUGGUCCAUCACUUCUGGAGGAAAGGAAAGGACCCGGACAGUUUCUCCAUCCCCUAUCUCACAGCCUUGGGCGAUCUGCUCGGGACGGCCUUGUUAGCCUUAAGUUUUCAUUUCCUUUGGCUUAUCGGAGAUCGAGAUGGAGAUGUUGGAGACUAAUUAACCCCACAGACUGCUCUCAAGUUACCAAGGAGGAGAACACAAGACACCCCCUUAUAGCUCUUUUUCAAAAAUCUUCAGCCAGCGGGUAAUCUUCAAGUUGGCCCUGAUUCAAUUAAAUGGCCUUAACAUUUUUUUAAGGAACUUGAGUUAAAACAAUAAUGAACAGUAUUUGUGCUGCUUUUCAUAGAAUAAAUAAUAAUUUGACAUUGGAUACAGAGAUAAGCUCAAAUUCUAAAAUUAAUUAAAUAGGAAGGACAUGGGAUGAAUAAUUUAUAAGAUAUAAUUUAAAAACAACAGAUAUAGAAGAAAUGUAUUUUAUUAUUGUUUAACUUAUAACACGGGGGGGGUUGCGGGGGGAGAGAGUUCUGCUUUAGCACUUCUUGUCUCACACAUGGGUUGCACUGUGAAGUAUACCAUGAAAGAAGGGGCCACCCAAGCUUGUGAUGUUCACCUGCGCCCUCUGCUUUGCUAACUGAGGGUAUAUUUAUCAGUCACUUGCUCUUAAUCUGUGUGUUCUGCAGAGCUCACGAGUAACUCAAUCUUUACUUGUUUCUGUGACUGGCCAAUGCUGACUUAACUUCAACUCUGCAAGCUCUUGGCAAACCACCCUUUAAGCACGGAAUAAUCUUGAGAGACCUUUAAGGAUAGCAACAAGUCAUUUUUGAUCAUUGCUUCUUUGAAUAAAUGUUGAUCUUUUCUAGAAAACUUAGUGGUCAAAAAAAGAAUAUAAGAUGAGCUGUAUAUGUGGAGACAAGAUGGUGUGAAGAAUAUGUGUGUGUGUGUGUGUGUGUGAGAGAGAGAGAGAGAGAGAGAGAGAGAGAUGGACAGAUAUAGAAGUGUUGAAAGAGAACUGAGUCUUGGAUUGAUGAUAGCAAAGAUUUUGGCACUAUAGGAAUAUCAGCAUCAUAUAAUUAUUCUUAAACACAUUUCACUGAUAAUGCUUUUGUCACUGGUCCAGAAAUUUUGCCUAUCCAGAAUUUAGUACUUGCUACCGCAUUAUAAUUAAAAGUUCUUAUUUAGAUAACUGCACCCUUGAAUGUAACCAAGAUAUUAUAAGAUUUGGAAUGAGAGGUGAUCCAUUUGAUCUCCUAAAAGAGUCUGUUGAAACCAUUUAGGCUGACUGUGACGACAGGCCAUGACUGCAGGUCAGUUGCUGCAGACUGCGUGGGAUCCUGUCACGGACAGUGCCGCGUUCCCCAGAUAUUUGUCUAAAACUCUGAUCUCCAUUCUAGACACUUGACUCACACCUUAGUUAUUUAAUAGGUGAGCAUUUUUAUAUAAUGUCAUUCAUUUAAAAAUGCAGUGAAUCCCUCAAGACCGUCAGCUAUUUAAUAAUUUAAUCAGGGGGCAAAGAAAUGCAUACUGUAACUCUGUCAUGGUUUAAAUUGUGAGUUAGAGUUAAGUAUAAACAGGAUAGGUUGUUUAUAAGUAUAUAGGGGAAGUGUUCCUAUUAAGCUCUUUAAAAUAAGGAGUCUAUGACCUAGAGCUCUAUAUUUUUGCUUAUUUUAAAACUUUAUUCCAUUCUCUUGCCUUAUGAUGAAGGUUGUAAGGCAAAGAGCUGAGCUAAUUAUAGAAUUUCUCCUUUGGAGAGUUAUAAUGUUGAAUAGUGAACAUUCUUAUAAAGAAAGAAUGAUUAAGUUGAUGAAUAUUUAGCUGCAAAGAUAUUUUAUUUUAAAAAUUGCAUAAACCUUUGAUUUUAUUAUAAAGCAUCUGUGUGUUACUUAUUUACUUUGGGGUUCUAUGAUUCAUAAGUAUUUGUGUUUCCUAGUGAUUUCUAUGUUGAUUUUUUUGACAUAAAAAAUGUACAGGAAAACACACUAGUAAAACAUUUGCCAACAACUGUCCUGAGUUACUCAUUCCAGGGCACAUUCAGGCGCGCCCUGUAUUUGGGACUUGCACAGGACCGUGAAGUAGUCCAGGUAACGAUUCCUGUCUCUUUUAUAGCAGAGGGAACAGAGACUCAGAGCAGUUCUGUGAAGUACCCAGAGUCCAGGUGUGUCCCGUCAAGUAUGCUUUCUGUGAUCUGCAGGCAUAGCAGGAGAACCCAGGGAUUCACCGAGAGAAGUUAACUAGGGAAUCAGGGUUUUCUGUAGUGGUAAAGCGAGUUGCAUCAUUUAAACUUCAGCCAGGGCAACUGCCAUUUAACAAAUCUUGAUGAUGAGUAUGGCCACCUUAGGAACAACUAUUCUUGUUCCUAAGACCAAAGGAAAUACAGGUAAAUGAGAAUUUCAGAAUAAAAAGCAAUGCCUUAUUUCUUAGACCACAUAUCUGAUAGCUUAGAGAGCUUAAUAGAAAUGCCUGGGUUCUCCUGCUACACCUUCCCAGAUCUGGCUGUUUCCCAUAGAUCAAAAAUAUUAUAAGCAUAACCCACUUGAGUUCUGUCUUCUCUCUCUUUUGCUACCUAAUCUUGGUUGGUUAGAGCAAUAGGAUCUCUAGAAGACAAACAAUACUGGAAAAGAAGACAUGAAAAAAAAUCAAUCACUGGUUGCUUGAAUUUAUAAAAAGGAUGUAGAUUCCUUUAAAGUUUUUUAAGCCUUUGCAAUAGUUUGCAAUUAAUAAGAUGAAUUCUGUUUACCACAAAAUCAUAUAUGUAAACUCAUAGUAUUUUUAUACAGCAUAAAAAUCCCUGAUCUCCAGACUUCUUCCUUUCACUAAUUUAUCAAGCACUUUAUUUACACACAGUCCUUUCAAAGACAUACUUUUCAUUCCAGCCCACCAACGAUAUUUUUCUUUAAACAAUAAAGUUACAUAGACGCUGAUAAACAGAUACUACGGUAAUGUAUUUCAGCGAGAGAUCAAAAAUCCACAUCAUAGUCCAUUAACGAUGUAGCCAAAUGAAGUACAUUUUGAAGUCUUUCAUAAUUGGGCUUCCUUUCCUUAUCUCUGGGGCACAGUCUACCCAUUUGUAAUGAGUGUCUGCUAUCUUUAAACUGUUGUAAACUCAAGUAGGAAUAAAAUUUAAGAAAUAAUUGGCCCAGCCUUGUUUACUUAACUGCUGUAUAAACAGAUGAAUAUCAAACCUGUGUGAAACUCACCCAAAAGACAUGAGUAUAUGUUGUAUUGAUGAGUAUAAUAAAUCGGGCUUUG
This is a messenger RNA of Condylura cristata (star-nosed mole), 5134 nucleotides long. RefSeq names its product solute carrier family 41 (magnesium transporter), member 2 (gene SLC41A2). Gene Ontology annotation, cellular component: plasma membrane. NCBI's taxonomy places the organism in Eukaryota, Metazoa, Chordata, Mammalia, Eulipotyphla, Talpidae. Gene Ontology annotation, biological process: monoatomic cation transport. The record is from RefSeq and is a predicted model, not a curated record. Bases 167 to 2044 code for a protein of 625 amino acids. The transcript is spliced from 10 exons. Gene Ontology annotation, molecular function: monoatomic cation transmembrane transporter activity.